AUGUCUGUUUUUGUUUGUUUGUUUCUACAGCGAGAGGAAAAGCAGCUGGAGACCAGCCUGGAGACCCUCAUUGCUCAGGUUUCCGAUAUAAAGAAUUCCUUGGUUGCCUUCAUUCAUAAGCUGGAGAACGAGUAUGAGCGCCUGACCUGGCCGUCCGUGCUGGACAAUUUUGCGCUGCUCUCCGGGCAACUGAACACGCUCAAUAAAGUGCUUAAAAAUGAAAAGAUGCCACUGCUGAAAAACCAGGUCAUCAUCCCGCUUUUGCUGUCACCAGACCGCGAUGAGGAGAUCAUGCGCCUGACGGAGGGAAGAGUCCCGGUCUUCAGCCAUGAAGUGGUACCUGAUCACUUGAGAACAAAGCCCGACCCUGAAGUGGAAGAGCAGGAAAAGCAGCUGAGUGCAGAGGCAGCCCGGAUCACCCCUGAAACGGCACAGAAACAAGUCCAAACCAUGAACAAGCUGUGCAACAACCUGCUGGAGAAGAUGAUAAAGGAGGAAAGGGACUCGGAUGUUGCAAGUUUACGUCAAAAUAAACAAACCUACAACCCUGCAGACACAAAUGCCCUUGUGGCUGCCGUGGCGUUUGGUAAAGGACUUUCAAACCGUCGUCCUCCAGGCCCUGGUGGCCCCAUGGUUGCAGGACAAGCUGGGGCCAGCGGAAUGUUACAGGGAGCUGCGAACAUGCAGCAGGUUUCCAUGUCCAUACCACCUAACCAGCAGCAGCAUAUGACUGGCGUACCAAUGGCACAGGCUGGACAGCCAGGUAAGAUGCCCAGCAGUAUCAAAACUAACAUUAAGUCGGCCUCGAUGCAUCCAUAUCAGCGAUGA
Molecule: messenger RNA, 828 nt
Organism: Staurois parvus
Lineage: Eukaryota; Metazoa; Chordata; Amphibia; Anura; Ranidae
Source: the annotation of a GenBank genome assembly